GAAGCCUCUCCUUACAAAUCACUAAAAAUAUACAAAGCCUUUCACCAAAAACAUUUCAACGCUCAUCCCAACUCUCUCCUUCUCUCUCUAGAUUUCAUCUCUGAUUCAUCGAUAAUGGAGAUAGUACCAAUUUUCCCCAAACUAGCUAUUAUCUUCCUCUUCGCUGCUUGUUUGAGCGUGCAUUCGAUUCAAGCCACCGACAUCAAAUACUGCAAUAAGAAAACUAAUUAUGUUGUUAAGGUCGAUGAUGUCGAGAUAUCUCCUUAUCCUGUGUCCACCGGGGAGCCUACCACCUUCACCAUCAAGGCUUCUACUGGUCAAGCCUUAACUGGAGGGAAAAUGGCUCUUGAUGUUUCGUAUUUUGGGGUGAAAGUCCACUCGGAAUCUCAUAGUAUUUGUGAGAAGACAUCCUGCCCUAUAUCAGUUGGCAAAUUUGUGCUCUCUCACACACAAACUUUACCAGGAAUCACCCCGCCAGUAAGUAAAAAUUAUAAUUGCAUAAGUAUUUUGCAAAUGUCCAGUUUUCGGCCUUGCCCAGGUGUUUAUGACUCACUUAAACUGCACUUUCCACCUUUUACAUUGCCAUUUGAUAUCUUCAGUCCAAACCAAAUUGUUUCAUGUUGAUAAGAAUUUUUUUUUUCUUGUAUGAUAUAUAAUGUUAGGAUCAUAUUUUAUGAUCGCUGAUCCUUGCAAUGAAGUAGCACGAAAUGUUAUGUUGUUGUAAAUACAUCCAUUAUGUAAAACAGGAGCCAGGCACCAUUAGUCUUCUUUUUGCAUUACAUUAAUUUAACAUAUAUGGAUGGCGGUAUCUGUUUGCAUGUGAUUUAGUACAUUUAUCAUGGCCUCCUUUGGUCCUUUGGAACUAGAUUUCUGUAGCUGCCACAACUAGUGAUUGUCUUGUAUUGUACCCCAUCUUUCCUGUGGUGAUUGAUCUAUCAAAGACUCCCUUCUCUUGUUAUGGUUUAUCGGUCCCUUGUUCUAGUGGAUAGAAGAUUUCCAUAAUUUGGAUUACUUACUGUGCCCCUUCAUAUUUAUCUUCUAUGCGCCAUAAAUCAUAAUUAGACACUUCAGGUGGCCACAUUUGCUCUGCAUCUUUCUUUUUCAAGAGCAAGUGUUCUUCUCAUGUUGGCAGUUAAAUUAAGGAAUCCUGUGUCUUAGAGUUGUUUCUCGAAUAACCAAAAAUAAUUAUCUGUUUACCUUGGGGAUGCAGUUUCACUCUGGUUUUGUCAUGGUAAUUUUAAAUUGCAAGGAAUGGAUCCACAAGUUGCACAUCUAAUACAUUUAGGAUUUUUUUAGUUCUCUAAAAUGAUGGAGAAGGAAAAAAGAGAGGAUAAAUAAAGGGAAAAUUGAUUUGCUCAUACUUGUUUUUUUUUCUUUGUAUGAAUAAAAUUUCAAAUUUUAAAUUUCCAUGAAAUGGUUAGAAAUCCAAGAAAACAAAAGGGAAAAUGACAUCUAAAAUUAGUGAAAAUUUCCUCACUUUUUCAUCAAAUUUUAUCCUCCCUAUUUCCCAUGGUACCAAACAGAGGAAAAUCACUAUGUUUGCACUGUCUUUCCUUUCUGUACUAUAUU
This is a messenger RNA of Camellia sinensis, 1569 nucleotides long. RefSeq names its product phosphatidylglycerol/phosphatidylinositol transfer protein. NCBI's taxonomy places the organism in Eukaryota, Viridiplantae, Streptophyta, Magnoliopsida, Ericales, Theaceae. The record is from RefSeq and is a predicted model, not a curated record. Gene Ontology annotation, molecular function: sterol binding. Gene Ontology annotation, biological process: intracellular sterol transport.